Messenger RNA from Cladophialophora yegresii CBS 114405, 633 nucleotides. RefSeq lists its product as uncharacterized. Lineage: Eukaryota; Fungi; Ascomycota; Eurotiomycetes; Chaetothyriales; Herpotrichiellaceae. The record is from RefSeq and is a predicted model, not a curated record. The coding region runs from base 372 to 614 and encodes 80 amino acids. The transcript is spliced from 2 exons.
AUGACUCGAGGCAACUUAGUCACCAUCAAGGAGAAAGACGACAUAUAUCGCUGCAACAACUGUGAAAGAAAUUUCAUUUCCCAGCACGGCCUUGUUCAGCAUUGUGAAAGGGCUACAUGCCACCUUGAAGGAGACCUGUGGUGCUCACGAUGUUAAUGGCUGUUUGUCUCAACACUUGCUUGAAAAGCUCAUAUCAAGCAUUCCUCUCGCCACAAUGUCUGCGACAAGUGUGAUAAUGACUACCCCGACCACCAAAUGCUCACGAGCCACAAAGUCGCCGUCCACAAUUUUUGUACCAACUGUGAUCGCUACUUUGGUAGUGAGAACGAACUAAACCAGCAUAAAAGAUCCCACCUUCCACGCACAACAAAAUGCUAUGGAUGCAAUCGGCGCUUCCCCGACUUCCCAGCAUUGGUCCUUUACCUCGAAGCCGGUACCUGCGGAAGUGGCAUGGACUCCCGCAAGGUCGACGAGUUGGUCGUCGGUUCGGGCCGUCUGUGUUGGAGGUUUCACGAUUCAGACCUCCCAAACAUCGAAUACAAAUGUCCCAGCUGCGAGCACACAUUUCGGUACCUGAGCGCCUUCUGUCAGCAUGUUGCAACGGAGACCUGUGAAGAAGAGGCUGAAGGGAUU